Molecule: messenger RNA, 1851 nt
Organism: Cyprinus carpio (common carp)
Lineage: Eukaryota; Metazoa; Chordata; Actinopteri; Cypriniformes; Cyprinidae
Product: stathmin-2-like
Biological process (GO): regulation of microtubule polymerization or depolymerization; microtubule depolymerization; neuron projection development
Cellular component (GO): growth cone; neuron projection; cytoplasm
Molecular function (GO): tubulin binding
Source: RefSeq, a predicted model, not a curated record
CAAUUAGUCACCUUGUGCGCUCCUCACCGUUGACAGCCUCCUGUACAUUUAACCGGGCGCGCGACAGCCUUUCACUUGGAAGUGCGCGUGAAGGGACAACAGCAGGCAAUCUGAUUGAACACACGCACUCUCUCCCUCAGAGCGCCGUUCUGCUGACUCAGUGCCUUAUCAGAGCGAACCGGUUCCUCGCCAACGAACAGAUCUAAAACGCACCAGUCACCGCAACAUCUCCAGCCAUGGCCAAAACUGCGAUCGCAUACAAAGAGAAGAUGAAGGAGCUCUCCCUCGUCUCCCUCAUCUGCUCCUGUCUCUACCCAGAGGCGCGCAAGAACAUCAUGGGCGAGUUUGAAGACAUGGAGGUUAAGCCCAUUAACAAGCGGGCUUCUGGCCAGGCCUUUGAGGUCAUCCUAAAGCCACCCUCUCCCAUGGCUGACAGCUCCUACAGCAUCACUACACCUCCCAAAAAGAGGGACAUGUCCCUGGAGGACAUCCAGAAGAAGCUGGAGGCAGCAGAGGACAGGAGGAGAUCCCAGGAGGCUCAAGUCCUGAGGGCCCUGGCUGAGAAACGUGAGCACGAGCGGGACGUCCUGCUGAAAGCCAUGGAGGAGAAUAGCAACUUCAGCAGGAUGGCGGAGGAGAAACUCAUCAUGAAGAUGGAGCAGAUCAAGGAGAACCGUGAGGCCCACAUUGCAGCCUUGCUGGAACGACUGUAUGAGAAGGAAAAGCAUGCUCAGGUGGUGCGCAGAAACAAAGAGCUGAUGGAGGAGUUGACAGCAUGAGCACAUCUCUCUACACCCACUGUCCCAUCAAUCCCCCCACCCCCCUACAUACCUGCGACCUCCCAUCCCCAGAGAGACCCCCUCUCACCCAGCCACCGCUGCCCCAUGUAGAAAAGAGCCUCUGGCACCCCGCCCCGCUCAGACGAUGGGAAUCCACCCUGCCACCCUCACCAACAGCAUCCUCCUCGAUAUAGUCCAGAAGACAAAAGGAACACAGUUGCUCCAGAAAAAAAGAGAAAUGUUUUUGAUUAAAUCGAAACCAGUCAAAGUGGGUGUGGUUUUUUUGUAAAUACUUCCUAUUUGUUUUAUAUGAGAUGAUGAAAAGUAUUGCGGUGUGCCAUUUUAUAAGUUUCUCUCUGUAUCUUUCUCUUUUAGUGGAUGUACUCGUUUUCUCUCUCGCUCUCUCUCUCUCUAUCAGAUCUGCCACAGUUUCUCUUGUACCAGGCUUUGCUGAGUUUGCUGGCUAGCGAUGUGUUCUCUAAACCCAACGAUCAUUUUAGUGUCUCUAUGUCCAUGUGGAGAGAGUAAAAGCCGCCACAGUACAGUAAACACAGCUCUAACCGGUCACUAUCAUAGCAUUUACAACAAUCUAUAGCUCUUUCUUCACACAUUCAUCACGACACACAGACACAUACACACAUCUAGUCAGCUUGAUUUUAGUAAAAAAGACAUUAAGAGGAGCUGCGGUUAGAGCCACACCAAAGUCAUGUGACGUCUCUCGACCCGUGCUUGACCAUAGUCUGGGUUGCAUUUUUGCUGAGGGUGUAACAUCAAGUUAGCCUUUAAUUCUUGAGAAUCGCUUGAAGUUCUCAAUUCUGAUUCUUCAAGGAUUUAGGGGAUUUCACAGGGGAUUUUAGAUGAUAAAAAUGGAUGCGGUGUGUGUUUGUGUGUGUGUGUGUGUUAAGAGCAGUGUGGGUGGACGGUGUAACCCUGUGCCAUUGCUCUUGCGUGAGUAGCUUUAAUGUCACAAACCUGCCCACCCUCAUCUUUCUCUUCCAGCUGUGCAUUCUAUUCCCUUCACACAUGUAACUUUGGGAGCAUAAGCUGUGGUGAAUAAAGUCUUCAGAGUAUC